Molecule: messenger RNA, 3838 nt
Organism: Carya illinoinensis
Lineage: Eukaryota; Viridiplantae; Streptophyta; Magnoliopsida; Fagales; Juglandaceae
Product: putative disease resistance protein At3g14460
Exons: 7
Coding region: 1-2277 (758 amino acids)
Molecular function (GO): protein binding
Source: RefSeq, a predicted model, not a curated record
AUGUCAAUGGCAGGAUCGUUGAUCACCACAAUAGAUUCUGAGGAAACAAAUAUUAGUGAGAAAACUCGGCACGUAUCAUUGAUUGACAAUAUUAAUUUUUUCUCUGAAAUUCCAACUUCCUCAUCUAAAGCCAGUAGGAUACGAACACUUAUUUUGCAUGAUAAACUCAGGGAUUUGCAAGUGUCAUGUGAAGUAGUCUUUUCAAGUUUGAAGUUCUUGCGAGUGCUGGAUUUACAUGAAAGUCAGCUUGAUUUAGUACUGAGUUCCAUAUGUAAGUUGAAGCAUUUAAGAGAUCUUGAUCUUUCACAGAAUUCGAAAAUCGAGAAGCUGCCUGAUUCCAUAAGUAGAUUGCAAAAUUUGUAUUCACUAAGACUCUCUGGUUGCUAUAGGCUUAAAGAAUUGCCUAGAGGAAUUACGAAAUUAGUCAACCUCAGGCAUCUUUACAAUGAUGAAUGUGAUAGUUUGACUUAUAUGCCACGUGGAUUGGGGCAAUUGAAAAAUCUUCAGACAUUAUCUACGUUUCAUUUCCCCUCUGAUUCGGCCCCAGAGGAUAUUGGCCAGUUAAGCGAGCUAAAUACACUAAAUAGCUUAAGAGGAGAAUUACAGAUUUUGCGUUUGAGACAUGGGGAAGACAUCGCAUUAUUAGACUAUAAGGGUGCAAAUCUAAAGGAGAAAGAACAUCUUCAGGUUUUGGCUUUAGAUUGGAGCAGAGGAAAUGAAGAAAAUGUUAAUGCACGUGAUGAAAAUAUGGCAUUGGAAGGCCUUGAACCUCACCCAAAUCUUAAAAAGUUGUACAUACAUUAUUAUGGGGGUGUGAGGGUUCCGAUGUGGCUUUUGUCACUCACAAAUCUUGUUGAUUUGGAAAUAAGUGAUUGUAGGAAAUUGAAAUAUUUGCCACCAUUGAGUCAACUACCCUCUCUUAAGAGUCUUACGCUGUACAAACUUGAAGAAAUAGAGUACGUAUCAGAUUGUAGUGACAACAAUGAGUUAUCUUCUUUUUCUUCAUCAGCAGAAUUCUUCCCGUCGUUGGAGAAAAUUGAGUUCGAACACUGUCAUAAUCUGAAGGGUUGGUGGAGGAGGAGUGAUUCUUAUAAUGUGGAUGUCAAUACUACUGAUCAUGAAAAUUCCUUUGAAACACCAUCAAUCACGAGGCAUGCUUUACUAUUCCCACGUCUUUCAAGAUUACAUGUACGGGAUUGCCAUAUGUUGACUUCAUUGCCAAUGUUUUCACAUCUUGUUUAUUUGAAAUUAGAGCGUUGUAGGAGAUUGAAAUAUUUGCCACCAUUGAGUCAACUACCCUCUCUUAAGAGUCUUACGCUGUACAUUCUUGAGGAAAUAGAGUACGUAUCAGAUUGUAGUGACAACAAUGAGUUAUCUUCUUUUUCUUCAUCAGCAUUCUUCCCAUCCCUGGAGGAAAUUGUCAUCAGUUUCUGUCGAAAUCUGAAGGGUUGGUGGAGGAGGAGUGAUUCUUAUAAUGUGGAUGUCAAUACUACUGAUCAUGCUUUACUGCUAUUUCCUCGUCUUUCAAAAUUAAUGAUAUUGCGUUGCCCUAUGUUGACUUCAUUGCCAAUGUUUCCACAUCUGAAAGAACGGUUAAUCCUAUGGAAUGCCAGGUGGAAGCCAGUGCAACAAACAAUAACGAAUGCCUCCUCCUCCUCCGCUUCCUCUACACCCAUUGCCUUUUCAUCUCCUCCUCUCUCCAAAUUGAAGACAAUAAUCUUAAAUCAAAUUAAGGAUCUAGAAACACUUCCAGAGGAUGGGUUGCAAAACCUCAUAUCUCUCCAGCAUUUGUCUAUAUUUGACUGCCAAAGAUUAAAGUCUCUCUCCCGAGGGGUACAAUAUCUCACUGCACUUCAGGAACUGAGGCUUUCUAAUUGUCCCAUGCUUGAUCUAGGCAACGAUGAGCACGAUAUGCAAUGGAAAGGGCUUAAAAGCCUCAUCUCUUUGAAGUUUUCGGGUAUGUCAAAAUUGGUGUCUCUCCCAUUGGGGCUUCAACAUGUUACAACUCUACGAGAGCUCGAAAUCUCAGAUUGUUCGAGCUUGGUGGUUAUACCAGAGUGGAUCUGCAAUUGGGCAUCACUUGAGCAGUUGACAAUUUAUAGUUGCUCUGGUUUAACAUCACUGCCUGAAGCAAUGAGUUGGCUAACCUCUUUGAAAACGUUGGAAAUUCAAGCUUGCCCCAUCUUAUUACGAAGAUGCGAACUUGGAGGUGAGGAUCGGCCCAAGAUUGCUCACAUCCCAAAGCUGGACUUUUGUCUUCGUCCUUGGCUUGGCUGAUCCAGAAACGACUUCGAGUGAAGAAGAACAGAGGAGAGGGAUUGAGAGCUUGUUAAAAAAAUCUAAUGCACUGCGACUUCUACAAGAGAAUAGUAAUGAGGCGGAAGAAGAGCAAAGGGAAGAAAUAUAGGAGGGAGUUGCGGAGGAGAUCCAGGACUGGAAUCCCCAGCUCGCAAUGUUGAGGCUGUGUAAUUUCACGACAACAAUUUCAACAGAGCCUGCAUGUUUCUUAGCGUGGAAAGUGAUGGCAACGAUGAGCACGGGAUGCAAUGGAAAGGGCUUAAAAGCCUCAUCUCUUUGGAGUUUACGGGUAUGCCGAAAUUGGUGUCUCUCCCUUUGGGGCUUCAACAUGUUACCUCUCUACGACGGCUCCAAAUCUCAGAUUGUUCAAGCUUGAUGGCUAUACCAGAGUGGAUCUGCAAUUGGGCAUCACUUGAGCUGUUCACAAUUUCUAGAUGCAAUGGUUUAACAUCACUGCCUGAAGCAAUGAGUAGGCUAACCUCUUUGAAAAAGUUGACAAUUCAAGAUUGCCCCAUCUUAUUACGAAGAUGCGAACAAGAGAGAGGUGAGGAUUGGCCCAAGAUUGCUCACAUCCCAGAGCUGUUGUUUUUACCUUGGUCUUUGGUUCGUGACUGAUCCAGGAAACGACUCUGAGGAAAGAAGAAACAGGGGAGAGGGAUUGAGAGUUUGUUAAAAAAUCUAAUGCACUGCGUCUUCUACAAAAUAGUAAGGAGGCGGAAGAAGAGCAAAGGGAAGAAAUCUAGGAGGGGGUUGCGGAGGAGAUCCAGGACUGGAAUCUGGAGCCCGCAAUGUUGAGGCUGUGUAAUUUCACGACAACAAUUUCAACAGAGCCUGCAUGUUUCUUAGCGUGGAAAGUGAUGACUAUCUCAUAUGUCUAAACUUACGGGGAUGAUUUUUCAUUUGCAAUUUGGAGCACAUGUAUAUAAAGUUGGUCAUAGCUGCAUGAUGGAUGAUGUGACCAAUUGCUUUGAACUCCUUUCAUAUGUGCAUGCUCUCCAAGAACAUUUUCUGUCAUUCAAUGAUCUUAUAGUUGGCUGUUGCAUAGAAAAUGAGGAUUUUCUACUAAUGUUGGGCUACAAAAUAUUCUGGUUUUCUUCAGAUGGGAGACACCUCUCGAUAAUUGCCUACCCAGGUUUUGGCCACUUCAAAGUCAUCGGUACCUGAAUUUUGCAAAUCUUAUCCAAAGUAAAAAUCCAUCCAAGGCGUAAGGAAUUUGAUGAACAUGAGAGAGAAAUAGAGAAACUGGAUGCUCCAAGCCAGGCCGUCAGCUAACUUGGUUUGCUUUUCUGAAAACAUGGAAGAAACAAAAUUUUAAAAACCCAUCAAGGGAAAAAAUGUCCUCCCAAAUUUCAGCAAAUCUCCUUGAAAUUGUGGUCGAAACUAGGGGUCAUUUGAAGAAGGAUUGUCGCUUUUAGGCAUUAUGGUCCUAGAUAUAAUCAUGAGGUUGAUGGAGGAGCUGUUUAAACUUGAUGGAGAUAUUUUAUAAUUCCAAUCUCAGACUGAGCAAAUUUAUUGAAAGAUAUUCCUUGACAUCUGCAAA